AUAACAAGAAUGUUUAACUGGGGGUCUAUUGUUGUGACCGUGAUGCUGUUUGUUCUGUUGACGCCGGGGCUGCUGUUUCAGGUUCCAGGGCGUUCGAGGUGCAUCGAGUUUGGAAACUUUCAGACAAGUGCUGCUGCCAUUGUUGUUCAUUCUCUCCUCUAUUUUGGUCUUGUUUGCUUAUUCUUGAUUGCUGUUAGGGUCCACUUUUACAUAGACUAGCUAGUUAAUCACUUCUUAUAAUUUUCACUUCUACUUAAUUAUACGUAUUUCUGACUAUGUUCCCCUAAAUAAGUGUUUGUAAUCUUUUUCCUUGAGAAGUGUAUCUUUUUC
Vicia villosa (hairy vetch) is the source of this 330-nucleotide messenger RNA. RefSeq lists its product as uncharacterized. Lineage: Eukaryota; Viridiplantae; Streptophyta; Magnoliopsida; Fabales; Fabaceae. The record is from RefSeq and is a predicted model, not a curated record. The coding region runs from base 10 to 219 and encodes 69 amino acids. The transcript has a single exon.